Nymphalis io (European peacock) is the source of this 1057-nucleotide messenger RNA. Its product is annotated as histidine protein methyltransferase 1 homolog. The transcript is spliced from 4 exons. Gene Ontology annotation, molecular function: protein-L-histidine N-tele-methyltransferase activity. Gene Ontology annotation, biological process: peptidyl-histidine methylation, to form tele-methylhistidine. The record is from RefSeq and is a predicted model, not a curated record. Bases 217 to 1053 code for a protein of 278 amino acids. NCBI's taxonomy places the organism in Eukaryota, Metazoa, Arthropoda, Insecta, Lepidoptera, Nymphalidae.
GAUGUUAGAUAUAUUUGACAUGUUUCCGCGUUUAGCGAAAAAUGAAUGAAUGAAUUACCUUGUGCCAAGUGAUCAAGCUGCUACCAUAGUCCAUAUAUGACUCUGUUCCCCGAACUCCGGCUACUAUAUCACAGAUACUAAAGCCAACCAACAACCAGCGUGGAUAUACUUUAUAACAGAAUAUAAUUAUGAAUUAAGUUUUCUUAUAUUUAAAAAAUGACCUCUUUUAAAUUUAAUUUCUCCGGGGUUUCAGACGGGCACCAAAACAAAGAUGAUGAAGAAAUCGAAUGGAAAAGUAGUGAAGAAAUUGUUCCUAAUAAUCAAAUAAAGGAUCUCAAAAAUUUAGUUACUCAGGCUAAAAUGUUUAUAUGUGGAGAUGUGGAAAUAGGACAUGUUCUUAUUAACAAUAUGAUAACAUAUAUGAAAGAAAAUGGUGCAAAGAAUGUCCUUGAUCUAACUGAACAUAGUGACCUUGUCACUGGUAAAUAUGAAGGAGGUUUAAAGAUUUGGGAGUGUACAUAUGAUUUAGUUGAAUAUUUAGAAAAAAAUAUAGAAACAAUUGCAUUUAGAAAUAAAAAAGUGCUGGACUUAGGUUGUGGUGCAGGUAUAUUGGGAAUAUAUGCCUUACUCAGAGGAGCUUGUGUGACUUUUCAAGAUUAUAAUAAAGAAAUAAUUGAAUAUUCAACUAUACCAAAUGUUUUGUUAAACAUGGAAGAAGAGCAAAUAGAUCAAGAAACUAAAAACAGUAAAUUUUACUCUGGAGACUGGGCAUCAUUUGACCAACUUUUGGAAGAGUCAGAAAAGUUUGAUAUUAUACUCACAUCAGAGACAUUGUACAAUCUUAAAAAUUAUGACAAACUAAUUGCAUUAUUCCAACACAGGAUAAAUGAUGAAGGAAUAAUUUUUAUAGCUGCUAAAACAUAUUACUUUGGAGUUGGAGGUGGUACGAGACAAUUUGAAUCAGCCCUUAAAGAUACCUGUCUCAAAAGUGAAGUUUUAUGGAAAACAAGUAAUGGAAUACAAAGAGAAAUUUUAAAAAUAAAAAAGUCCUAAGUUA